AUGUGCACGGUGUACACUAACGCUGGAUUCUCAGGCAUGUCAGGAUCGAAAGAGGAGGAGGAGGAUGACUAUGAGAACAUGACACCACCCUACAAAGACCUUCCUCCGAAGCCAGGUUCCGUGGCUCCACCACGGCCUCCACGGGCAGGAAAGAAAAUGAAGAACUCCUCACUUUCCUGCAAGUCCCAGGAGAUGGCAGGGCUAGAUCUCAGGCCUGUCUCCUGCACAGCUCUUCAGCUGGGGACUGAACUGGAAUCUUCUCCAUCGCAGCCACUCCCUGUCAUCACUUCAGUGCCCUGGAUCAACAAGAAGCCGGGAGCCCUGGAGCGCUGCUUGGAGGACAGACUCCUGGUGUGCCUUUCUAUGCUGCUGGUGGUCUCCCUGCUCCUGGCGUGUAUCAGCCUGGCUGUGACCCUGGUCAAGUACCAGGCAGUGGUAGAAGAACUGAGGAUGCUAACCUUUCAGCAGAUGAGCUGGCAAGCAAACGUGACUGGCAUGGCAGGGCUAGCUGGCCUGAAGAAGGACAUUGAGCGCAUCAAAGCUGACACUGACCAGUCCCUGGUGGAACUUCGGGGCUUAUUAGAUUAUAGCAAGAUCACCUGCCCGAAAGGCUGGCUCUCCUUUGAGGACAAGUGUUACUACUUCUCCCUAAGCACCAAGUCAUGGGAGGGAGCCCGGAAGUUCUGCCUGGAGAACUAUUCUCACCUGGUCAUCAUCAAUAGCUAUGCAGAGCAGCUGGAGUUCAAUUUCUGGAACCGCAACGAACCCAACAACAACCACAAAGAGGACUGUGGUAGCAUGAACACAGAUCGGACGUGGAAUGACCUUCCUUGUGAGCAGACUGCCUACUGGGUCUGCGAACGGAAAUGCUCCUGCUGAGACUCAGGCGGAGACUGGGGUGAUACUCAGCACCCCUCAACUCAUAGGGAUGAGUACCCCUGCUCCUCCGCAGAGGCCCUGCCUCCUCAUAGACAUGGAUGUAACCCAAUUGGAUCCAGAGCGUGGCUAUAGCAAGUCACCGAGAUGCAAGUUGGACCAUUUGAGCUCCCCCAGAUGGAUGGCAGAUGCCCAGGGCUUGAUGGUCUCCCAGUCUGGGUCUGGUGGGCAUCCACCAGGUUUCUUCUCAUGGUCCUCAGGAACUGGUGGAGGUUCCAGGUCUGAGAUUGCACUCUGGACGGAGACACUCGGGGUCCUCUGACCCAGGAUGAACUGGGGCUCGGUGGCUGACCAGUGUGAACCAGCUUCUGGGAAGUCAGUUGGGACAAAGUUCGUGGCAGGCAAUUUUCUUGGUGAGGUUCGCUCAAGCCAAGUGAUGAAAGCUGACUUCUGCUGAGCUCUGACCUUUAGAAAGUCGAGAAAGGCAGCCCAGAUCAGAGCGAAGUUCAUGGUCAGGUCUAUAGGGCAAGUGUGGCCUCUGCACGUUGGUCCUCUCAAGUUGUGUGUGGGUGGUAAAGCUCCUUGAUAUGAUUGUCCAUUUUACUUCUGUGUGGACGCUCUUGGACUGUUAGCCCUUGCAAUGCGUGUGCACCUCAGAUGCCACUUCAUCGUAUGGAAGAGUUCUGGUCGUGUCAGGAUGCUUAGAGUCCUUGGCCCUUGCUCACUAAAUGCCAGGAGUACCCCACCCCUACCAUCAUGACAACCGACACAUGCAUCCCUCGAGGGCCAGUAGGGCCCCUAGCUGAGCACAACUCAAGUGCAUGUGCUCCAAACAGUUUCGUAUUUACCAGGUGUCCUUGACCAAGACCAGAGCCCUUCUUGUUUGGAAGGAAAGAUGAUUGUGGCGAGGUGGCUCUGGGAAAAGGAGGUUGUGGGGGAAAUUGGAGGACCACUUCCCCUUUGCUUUCUCUCUUUCGGCCUUGACCUCUUCAUGAACCACCCAACCCCAACGGGCACAGUCCGCCCACAGCCUGCAGAGUGGGUGGGAAUCUUGCUCUGUGCCCUGCAUCCAGGAGAGCUUUGGCUUGAGUGACUGCUUCUUUGGGGCUAGAGGAAGUUUUCACACCUCAGAAAAAGAAACUUCCCUAUCCUGCAAUCGGUGUGGUGUGAAAUGAGGAAGCAGGGCCUGGCAGUCACACGUAUGAGUCACCCAGGGGGCCCGUGAUGGAGCCAGCUCCAACCUACCUUACUUCCACAUCUCUUAUGAUCAUCUGCUUGAAGACAGGGAGGUAAACAUGAAAAAAGCCUCCUUUGAACCACUUUGGGUCCAGGGUAACAAAUAUUGGAUGCUUUUGCUAAGAAAAAGAAUACCCAUCGUUUAUCGACCAUGUACUGCUAGAUGCUCCAACCUUGUGAGGUUGGAAUGAUCAUAAACCCCCUUUUACAGCUGGGAUCUUAUGGUUUGUCUGCGUUAGUCAGUGGGAAAACGGCAGAGCUGGGAUUGGGCCCUACCUCCCUUCAAUGGUUUGUCUCUCUGCAGCACCCGUGGCCUCCAAGAGGUGAUUUGUAAACUUCAAUUUUUCCUGAGGGCUGACCUUGCAACUCUGGUCUCCUCCACUUAUUAUGGGAGAAGUGCGAUGUGGUAAUUGUGAUGAAAACAAUCAUGUAUUGACUCCCACUCUCUCUACAUAAAAAGUUUGCUGUGUUUCCAUCAGGUUAAGGGACAAUUAGCUGAGUUGUUAAUUGUGUGGUUCCCUUGGGGCUAUUGUGAUAAUCCAAGAGAGUAAAGACACAGGCUUGGGUUAGGGGCUGUGGAGAUAAGAAUAAUCCUGCAUCUAUUUCAGUGGCUCUCAACCUUCCUAAUGCCUCCACUCUUUCAUACACUUCCUCUUGUUGUGGU
This is a messenger RNA of Echinops telfairi (small Madagascar hedgehog), 2776 nucleotides long. RefSeq names its product C-type lectin domain containing 17A (gene CLEC17A). The record is from RefSeq and is a predicted model, not a curated record. Lineage: Eukaryota; Metazoa; Chordata; Mammalia; Afrosoricida; Tenrecidae. The transcript has 12 exons. The coding region runs from base 1 to 879 and encodes 292 amino acids.